AUGCAGAUGGCACAGGAUCCGAACGAUGGUCCGAACGAGGACAAUAUAUUUGCCAACCUUGACUGCAACUUCCAAUUUGGGAUGGAUGACGAUCUGUUUGCCCAACCCUCUCCAGCUGUCGCCGCGGGGAAACCCAAUUGCAACAAGCGUCUAUUUAGUUCUCAGGAGACGCCUCCAGCUGCCGACUUCACCGAGACUCAGCGGACAGCCGAUGUGAAAAGUGACGGGCCACCAGUGCCCAAGAAUAUCGAGUGGAGAGUGCAUGUGUCGGGUGAGCCGAUGCUAGUUAAAAGAUUGUACGAUGCUACACCCGGUCCUAUGCGAUCUCUGGUUAACGGUGUUCAGCAUAUGGAGGAGCGGCGCCUCAGGGAGAAAGAUAGUGGAUACUCGGUGUAUGUGGCCAAGGUGCCCUCGGGCCAUGGCUUUGUCGAUAGCACCUUCGCGCAGAAGAUCUUCCUGCGGUAUGAUGAUAUCUUUCCCAUGUUGAACAGUUAUCUGCUGCACUACACCUUCUUUUGCCUAUUCUCGCUCAGUAAGGCGAUGCGGAUCAUUAGAGACAAGACCCCGGGCAUCGCGAUAGCCGACCCCUUCUACAUGCGUGCCGUCCACUUGGCCAGCGCUGGGGAUCGGAAAGUCGCGAGUGCAUACCUCCAAGGCUUCUUUCUAGCGAACCAUAAGAAGUAUAACAUCCUCCUGCCUAUAUUUCCCGAAGACAAUACCUGCACACUCAUCUCCAUAACCCCGAAACAUUCCAUGGCCACAUACUUCGAUGCGGACAGUAAGUCAAGCACGACCUACACGAAUGUCAAGGCUGUACUUGAUGAUGCUCUCAAUGGCUACAUCAAAGCUAAAGGCCUCAUGGAGAGGCCAAAUGUUAGGUACGGGAAGGACGUGUUCAAGCAUAUAACAAAGUUUCCCUGCGUCAAGAAGCCACCUUCUAGUAAGAAGGAUGCCUACUACGCCCUCCAUCACAUGGAGGCAUUCAUACGGGACCAGCAGCAGCUUAUGCUACCUGACCAUCUUAGAGACUGGGUCACACGCUUGUUGCGGAUCUGGGGCGACGGCCUCAAGAAAUAUAACUUUCGCAUCCAUAAUACCGAUGAUUAA
Messenger RNA from Lolium rigidum, 1107 nucleotides. RefSeq lists its product as uncharacterized. The record is from RefSeq and is a predicted model, not a curated record. The transcript has 4 exons. The coding region runs from base 1 to 1107 and encodes 368 amino acids. Lineage: Eukaryota; Viridiplantae; Streptophyta; Magnoliopsida; Poales; Poaceae.